This is a messenger RNA of Colossoma macropomum (tambaqui), 792 nucleotides long. Its product is annotated as BPTI/Kunitz domain-containing protein. NCBI's taxonomy places the organism in Eukaryota, Metazoa, Chordata, Actinopteri, Characiformes, Serrasalmidae. The record is from RefSeq and is a predicted model, not a curated record. The transcript has 6 exons. Gene Ontology annotation, molecular function: serine-type endopeptidase inhibitor activity. Bases 38 to 703 code for a protein of 221 amino acids.
CUCAUUCACUUCAGCUAUCACCACAGAUCACACCACCAUGAGGGAUCUUAGCAUAUUUUUGGUCUUUUUUGCUGUAUUCUACUCUACCAAUGGGCAGACUACAGUACAGUCCCUCUGCGACCUGCCCAAAGAUGAGGGAACAGGCUCAGACGUGCGUGUCUACUUGUACUACGACAAGGAUACAGACAAUUGCCAACCAUUCCGCUACUUGGGAGAGGGUGGAAAUGCAAACCGCUUCAUUGCUGAGGUGUACUGCAUGAGAAACUGUUCGGCCAGAGCCGACUCUCUCUACCCUCUGGACAGAACAAAGGCUUGCCAUUUGCCUAAGGCUCCAGGGAACUGUUUGGGCUAUUAUUUACGCUAUUACUAUGAUCCUGCUCAUGGGAAAUGCAAGACAUUCUUCUGGACUGGCUGUGUGGGCAACGGAAACCGUUUCUUGGAUAUUCAAAGCUGCAAUGACACAUGUUCUGGAAUAAUAGAUGAAGCUGAAGGAAAACAAGAGGAAGAGGAGUCAGACUCACCAGUCGGCAUCAUUCUGGGAGUUGUUUUAGGCAUUAUUGGAGCCAUCAUCCUCAUCGUUGUGAUUGUUCUGACACUGAAGAAUAAGUCUACCCCUCAAAACAGCAAAGCAAGGGCCAAAGAAGAUAUGAGCUCUUCUGGACCAGAGUCACCUCUUCAGAAUGAUAAAAUUGAAAUGGCAUAAGGGAACACAGUGCAGUGUGAAACACCCAAUAUCAGCAUUAACACCGGAAAUCCCCUCCACAUCUUAGACAGUGUGCCAAGGCAUAUCAA